UGUCCUGGAAACAUUAGAGGAAGCAGUCGAAGAGCCACACUCUUCAGGACGAUUGCGCUCAUUUGGAUUAAAAGUGAAACUUUGAAAUACGACCAUCAUGAACGGAUCCGCGCAUAGUGCGCCGACGGAUCUUGAUAUUAAGCUCAAAAGAGGCCCUGCUGGUCUGGGGUUUAAUAUAGUGGGUGGAGUGGACCAACAGUAUAUAAUGAAUGACGGCGGAAUCUAUGUGGCAAAAAUCAAAGAAAAAGGAGCAGCUGCACAGGACGGACGUCUGCAGGAGGGAGACAAAAUUCUUGCGAUAAAUGGUCAAAAGUUGGAGAAUCUGUCUCACAGUGCAGCAGUGGAACUGUUUCGGUCUGCAGGAGAGGACGUGCAGCUCAGUGUGCAGCAGCGAUCUUCGCUCCCGCAAAAUGGCCCCGCAAGCUCUCGCGGUGAUGGAGAAUCUUCACCUGCUCUUGGCACAUGGACCUUGUUUACAGUAUUCACUCUGGCAGUAGCAGCAGCAGGUUUCAUCAUUUACAAACGCAUUCAGUUGCGUCCUCGGGGACCUUGUUAACUCACAUAAUCACAUUUUACAGACUAAAGCUUGGUUUGAACUGAUUCUGCUAAGGGCCCAAACAUUAACCGAGAGGGAAAAUGGAAACCCAGUUAAUGGAAGCAGAAAGAAAACAGAUUUUCUUUAAUUGUUAAUACAAUUGUUAGAAUGACAUAGCUGUACAUUUGUAUUUAAUUCUGUGAUUUUGGCAAUUAACCAGAAUUCCCAGCAUGCUGUAUCAGCCUGAUGACAUUGCAUGGAGGAGUGAGAUCAUUGUUUUGAGGGAACAGGGAUGAGCACGGUGAUGGGAUAACAGUGGCAGAAGAAAUCGCCAUAAUCUGAAUUGAACAGAAGGACCACAGGCAGGACCGUGGUGGAGCUGUUUCUCUGGGCAGGAAACAGGCCCACAGAGUGAUUUUUCUCAUCUUGUUCCUCUCUGGAGGACUGGAAUGAGCCUUAGGUGAACUAUUAAAUUAUCUGAGCUCUUCUCAGGUUCCUGCUUGUGCAAGAGUAUGUUUCAAGGUGUGCAUGAUAUGGGUUGUCUUUUUUUUCUUUUUCUCCUCCUGCUAGUUUAUUUCUUAUCCAUGUUCAGACACACAUGCUGUGGGAGGUGGAGAUUUUCGAUUUGUUUAUUUGGCAUUAGUGCUUGGCCUGUAUAUGCUCUGUCUUUAAUGUACCUCCCUCAGGGAAAAACUAAAGAUGGCACUUGUUCACAAUCAAAAUGGAUAUGUGAUUUAUUGUUGAUGUUGUAUAUGGCUUAUGACUUACACUAAAGUUUUGGAGCUUUAAUCUGCACCUAUGAAAAAUGUAGUGCCAUGCCAGGUUGAGCUGCUGGUUUCAGUGCUGCCCCUGUUUGCAGGUACUUGUGCAAUGUUCGGGUCUUGAGCUCGGCACUUUUUCUUACUAUAAUUAUGUGUUCUGUAACUGACAAGUGUGUGUUUAUGUUGUCCUGAUGGGCAUUCUGCAGGUCUUUGUGGACGAAUCCGAUAGUAAAGCCUUUAUUCAUGAAAUGCUUGUCAUUCGCACUUCACAAUUAAAAUAAUGUUAGAUUCACAUCAUGCAUUGAAUAAAUAAUUUGAGGGGAAAAAAAACACAUUUGAGUUUAUCUUGACUUUGAAGCAAAAUCGAGUACAUGGGCCUUUUCCUUUAUCAAAUCAAAUUACUGAUGUAGUUGUAAUUUCCAGUGUGUUUAAGAUCUAUGUUCUGCAAAAGUGUUAAGAGUGACUAACAGUAAUGUGUGUAUAUAUAUGUAUAUGCUGAAAGCUUUAUGGAUAUAAGGUGAUUCUUUUGUUUUGCAAAAUUGGCUUUGGUUUUGACGUUCUAAAUAAAAAGUCGUCAUUCCAACAUUUUGGGGAAGGAAGGAAGAGCGGG
Molecule: messenger RNA, 1906 nt
Organism: Xyrauchen texanus (razorback sucker)
Lineage: Eukaryota; Metazoa; Chordata; Actinopteri; Cypriniformes; Catostomidae
Product: synaptojanin-2-binding protein-like
Exons: 4
Coding region: 98-556 (152 amino acids)
Molecular function (GO): protein binding
Source: RefSeq, a predicted model, not a curated record